This is a messenger RNA of Brenthis ino (lesser marbled fritillary), 2853 nucleotides long. The record is from the annotation of a GenBank genome assembly. NCBI's taxonomy places the organism in Eukaryota, Metazoa, Arthropoda, Insecta, Lepidoptera, Nymphalidae.
AUGGAAACUGAAGCAAUAGGUGAUCAUCUAAUUGAGUUGGAUGUUCCAUCAGAAUAUGGACUUAAAUUCCAUUUAAAUCAUGAAUUUCCACUUAAAAGCAAACAACUAAUUAUACCUAGACCGAAACAAAUUCUUGAAAUGAUGCCCCUUACAACUAGAUAUAUCAAGUAUUAUUUAGCAAGAAAAAUUCAAAAAAGAAAACCAAUCAUGGAUUAUAUUCAUAUGAUAUCAGCUCAAAGAAUGUAUGGUUGUCCUAUAGGUGGUAUUGGGGGUGGAACAAUCGGGAGGGGCUUCAAAGGUGAAUUUUGCCGUUUCCAACUUUAUCCUGGCAUUUACGAAUAUGUCACAGUACCAGAAUGUCAGUUUAUUGUAAAUAUUAGGGAUGCUAAAAAAGAAACCAUUUUCCAAUCUGUACUAUCUACAUAUAACAAAACAAAAAAAUCACCACAGUCAUGGGAAUGGAAAAUUAAUGGUGCUGAUUGUGAAUAUACAGCUUUGUAUCCUAGAGCUUGGACUACUUAUGAUCUUACUAAAUAUGGAAUUAAGUUAGUUUGUCGACAAAUAUCACCAGUGAUACCACAUAAUUAUAAGGAUAGUAGUUUGCCCUGUGCUGUGUUUGUAUUUUCUGCCAAGAAUGUUAGCAACGAGCAUCGAGAUGUUAGCAUUACAUUCACAUGGACUGAGGUCUUAGGAGAACCUAACAAAAAAAAAUCUAUAGGCAAAUUAGAUCUAGAGAGAUAUUCUGAAGAGAACACAUGCGGGGUAACAUUAGAGCAAAAAGUGGCGGACCAGCCUUGUACAUUUACAAUAGCUAAAAAGAAACAAGAAAAUGAAACUAUACACGAGGGCUAUUGUCUAUGGAACUCUACGAAAACAUCCGAAUACGUGUGGGAGUGUUUGAAAAAACACGGGAAGUUGGAGCCUGACCCGAACCAAGCGCCGUCGCCGCCCAAAGUAGCUGAUAAAUCGGAUAGCAAAAAUGAUGAUAAAGAAAAACCAAAGAAAAUCUACAAAAACGACUCUAUUGGAUUAUCAAGCUCAAUAUCAUUAGAUCCCGGAGGAUGCGGCUCUACGGAGUUUUGUCUUGUUUGGGAUAUGCCUGUCAUAAAAUAUAAAAAAGAUUGUAAAAUACAUAAAAGAUAUUAUACAAAGUAUUUCGGCAGCGACGGUAUUGCGGGUGCCAGUAUAGCGGCGUACGCACUCAGGAAUUAUAAUAACUGGGAGAAACAACUUGCCGAAUGGCAAGAUCCUAUACUAACUAACAGCAAUAUUCCAGAAUGGUUAAAAAGUGCCUUAAUGAACGAGCUUUACUUCAUCGCGGACGGCGGCACCAUCUGGUUCGACGUGUCCGACGAAUACCCCGAGACGGAUCCUCGACAUGAAUUCGGCGUGUUUGGGUAUUUGGAAGGGCACGAGUACCGUAUGUAUAAUACGUAUGACGUACACUUUUAUGCAUCCUUUGCGCUCGCACAGCUCUGGCCUAAUUUACAGGUGGUGCUACAGUACAUGUUCCGUGAUUCGAUAGCAGUGGAGACAACGAAAAUUAGGCAAUCAUUGUAUGAUGGAAAAUCUUGUAAAUUCAAAAUCAAAGAUUCUAUUCCACAUGAUUUGGGUGACCCGGAGGGUAUACCGUUUUCGAAUAUCAACGCGUACAACAUACACGACGUGUCUGAAUGGCGGGACUUGAACCUGAAGUUCAUCCUGCAAGUGAUGCGCGACCACCGGCUGCUGCGCGCGCACAACGCGCCCUUCGGCGGCGAGCGCUACCGCUCCAUGGCUUUCAUCGACGACGUGCGCGAUGGCACCGAGGACGACCUGUACUCGCGCUCCACGGGGCAGGCCGACGCGUCCGCCGACCUGUCGCCCGCCGCGACCGCCGACCUGUCCGCCGACCUGUCCACCGACCCGUCCGCCGACCCGUCGCCCGUGGCCUGCCCGCGCCCCAACGCGGUCGAGGACAUACUCGACCUGUUGUACCGCAGCGCCGAGGAGGAGGAGUUCAAAGAGAAACUCGAGCCGCGCGAAGCGGCGGUCGCCGUAUGGGACUCCAAGCAGUAUCUGAUGGACAUGUAUCCGUCCUGCUCUGCACUACUGCGGCGUGCCUUGGUGUGGGAUAAGGAUGGCGAUGGUUUGAUAGAAAAUGGAGGUUUCCCCGAUCAGACUUAUGAUGCAUGGGUUAUGACUGGUCCCAGUGCCUAUUGUGGAGGUUUAUGGGUGGCUGCAGUAAGUGCAGUGAAGGUAAUGGCGCGUAUCCUGGGCCACGAGGACGACGAAAAAGAGUUUUCGAAGCUUCUAGAACAAGCGCGGACUUCGUACGAGAAGAAGCUAUGGAAUGGGUCUUUCUACCGCUUCGAUACAAAGCCGUCUAAUAGUGACGUCAUCAUGGCAGACCAGCUGGCCGGUCAUUGGUUCCUCCGCGCGUCCGGGUGGACGGAGCAGGUGUUCCCCGCCGCCAACGUGCGCAAGGCGCUGCACAGCAUCUACGACAACAACGUGCUGCGCUUCUGCCGCGGCGGCAUGGGCGCCGUCAACGGCUUCGUGCGCGGCGCCGGCGUCGACACCGCCGCGCUGCAGAGCGAGGAGGUGUGGACCGGCGUCGUGUACGGGCUCGCCGCGCUCAUGAUAUACGAGGGUAUGCACGAGCAAGCGUUCGCAAUGGCGGGCGGGCUUCACUCCACUCUGAUGAAAAUGGGCCUGUCCUUCGAGACUCCCGAGGCGCUGUACGAGAACGGCAACCACCGGUCCAUCGCCUACAUGCGACCCCUCGCCAUAUGGGCCAUGUACCAGGCCAUACUAAGCAAGCCCAGCAGCCCCACACCUGCCACCAACGGACAACUCAAUCACAAAAAUUUA